This is a messenger RNA of Carassius gibelio (silver crucian carp), 3803 nucleotides long. Its product is annotated as NADPH oxidase 4. The coding region runs from base 430 to 2121 and encodes 563 amino acids. Gene Ontology annotation, molecular function: superoxide-generating NAD(P)H oxidase activity. The record is from RefSeq and is a predicted model, not a curated record. NCBI's taxonomy places the organism in Eukaryota, Metazoa, Chordata, Actinopteri, Cypriniformes, Cyprinidae. The transcript is spliced from 18 exons. Gene Ontology annotation, cellular component: NADPH oxidase complex; plasma membrane. Gene Ontology annotation, biological process: defense response; superoxide anion generation.
CAAGAUAUCUGUUAAAGAUCGCUUCAUCUGUGUGCAAUCAUCUGAUAGACUUCUAUAUGAUGUCAGUUUUACACACAUUCUAAAUCAUAAACAUCUUAAAGGCAUCUUCCAAACAUAUAUUUGACAUCUGAUAGGAAACGCCCUAUAGACUUAUUACUGAUGAGCAAACACUCUAAAAAUGUCUAGCAGACGUCAAAUAGACGUCCACAGCAGGAGUCACUCGACAGUAUGCGGGGUCCCAACCCGGGCGUUUGGUGUUUGGUGGGAGGCGCGUGACAUGGAACAUGAGCGGCACGCGGAGUCCUGGAGAAGCCGGCGGGGUAAGCGUCACGGCACCAAGAGUCCAGCGGCGGCACCGGUGAUGUUUACCGGCGGAUCGCGGUCCGAGUAUUAGCGUCGCGGUGCGUGCAAAGCGCGCGCGAGAGAACCAUGAGCGUCGCGCUGAAGAGCUGGAGGGCCAAUGAAGGACCCAAACACUUGAUCACGAUGGUUUGGAUUGCUGUGAAUGUCUUUCUGUUCUGGAAAACAUUCAUGGUGUACUUCAGCGGAGCGCAGUAUUAUUAUCUACACAAGAUGCUCGGGCUUGGUCUGUGCAUCAGUCGAGCAUCGGCCUCUGUUUUAAACUUCAACUGCAGUCUGGUGCUGCUGUCGAUGUGCAGAUCGCUGCUUACCUUCCUCCGAGGAUCUCAGCGGGUGACCGGUAGACAUGUUCGUCGGCUGCUGGAUAAGAGCAAGACAUUUCAUGUGGCGUGUGGAGUCACAAUUUGCAUCUUCUCAGUGGUUCACGUGAGCGCUCACCUCGUGAACAUGGUCAGCUUCUCUGUGAAAUAUUCCCAGGAUUUCCCCGCGCUCAAUGUCGCUCAGUAUCGAGGACAGGAUCCCAGAAUUCUCAUCAUAAGCACAGUUCCUGGAGUUACUGGUGUUCUGUUGGUGCUAGUGUUGUUCCUGAUGUUUACUGCGUCGUCUUACUGUAUUAGAGUCUCAAGCUACGAGAUAUUCUGGUACACUCACAACCUCUUCAUCGUGUUUUAUGUUAUUCUGAUGGUCCAUGUAGCAGGCGGAGCUUUAAAGUAUCAGUCAAACGUGGAGACCCACCCACCUGGCUGCAUCCACAACAAUCUCAGUUCAUGGACCAAUCACAGAGCAGCUGGAGAGAAGGGGGCGGAGUCUUCAGGUGCACCACAGACAGUUUGUCAAGAAGAGGCUCGUUUUCAACCCCAUUUUCCUCAGACGUGGUUGUGGGUCUCUGGUCCUCUCUGCCUGUACUGUGCCGAGCGGUUGUAUCGUUUCAUAAAAAGCAGCGCUGCUCCUGUCACCAUAGUCUCUGUCUUAACUCAUCCAUGCAGUGUUGUAGAAUUGCGCAUGCUGAAGAGUGGCUUUAAGCCCCGCCCUGGACAGUACAUCCUGCUGAACUGCCCAAGCGUCUCGUCAUUUGAAAACCAUCCCUUUACUCUUACCACAUGUCCGACAGGGAAGAAUGCAACAUUUGGCAUUCAUCUCAGAGUUCUGGGAGACUGGACCUCGAGAUUUUCUCAGCUGCUGCUUCAACAGUCGAACAGCUCCGAGAUCCUUCCCAUGCUGCAACAGAGGAGCUAUCCCACAGUGCAUGUGGACGGUCCGUUUGGCAGCCCAUCAGAGGAGGUGUUUAAUUAUGAGGUCAGCCUGUGUGUGGCCGGAGGGAUCGGAGUCACGCCGUUCGCUUGUGUUCUACAGGCGCUCUCUGAUGACUGGCGUCAGUAUAAGUUGAGAAGGCUGUAUUUCGUUUGGGUCUGCAGGGACCUUCAGUCUUUUUAUUGGUUUGCUGAUCUAUUGUGUGGCCUUCAUGAGAGGCUGUGGCGGGACAAUCGUCCAGAUUUUCUUAAUGUUCGACUCUACCUCAGUAACACUCAGGGAUUACAGAGCAUCGUUGAGGAACGCUACCGUUUCUUGAGCUCCAGGCUUCGGAUUGGUCGACCAAAAUGGAAACAACUUUUCCAGGAAAUAGGGAGAGCCAAUCAGCUGAAAAGAGUGGGGGUUUUCUGCUGUGGACCCAAAGGGAUGUCGAAAACGUUACACACUCUCUGCAAUUCAAACCCACACACAGGAACUGCAUUUGAGUACAACAAAGAGUCCUUCAGUUGAGGGACGCGAACAAACCUAUCGUUUAACACCAAAUAAAAAGCCUUUAGAGUCUGUUUCUGAGGAAUGAAGAUGACAGGAAUAAUGGAGAUGUCUGCAAUUCAUGCACAGCAUCCUCAGACGAAUGGACGGAAAACUGGUAAAGAGUGUAAUGAGUUGGAAAACUUGCACAGUUAUGUUCUUAUUCAGAUAAUAUUUGUGAUUCUGCAUGUAGAGUUAGUCUAUGUGAACCUGCACAACCCUUGAUAAACCCUUAUGGGAACAGUUCACUCAGAAACGAACAUUUGCUGAAAACAUCCUCACCCUCAGGUCAUCCAAGAUCAGGAUGAGUUUGUUUCUUCAUCAGAUUUGAAGAAAUGUAGCAUUGCAUCAGUGUCUCAUCAAUGGAUGCUCUGCAGUGAAUGGGUGCCGUCAGAAUGAGAGUCUGAUAAAAACAUCACAAUAAUCCACAGCACUCCGGUCCAUCAGUUAAUGACUUGCGAAAACAAAAGCUGAAAAAAAUCCUUAAUAACAUUUCCUUGAAUGAAAAAGUUCAUCCUCUGUUGUCUCUUAUGUCUACAUUUUUUCCAAUUUUAGUUGGAAGCAACGGUUUGAAGUUAGAACGCCUUAAUGAUGGGUUUGUUUCAGCUUUUGUCUUCUCCAGAUGUGAACUGAUGGACUGGAUUACUUGUGGAUUAUUGUGAUGUUUUUAUCAGACUCUCAUUCUGACGGCACCCAUUCACUGCAGAGCAUCCACUGAUGAGACACUGAUGCAAUGCUACAUUUCUCCAAAUCUGAUGAAGAAACAAACUCAUGCUAAUCUUGGAUUACCUGAGGGUGAGGAUAUUUUUAGGAAUUUUCCUUUUUAUUCAUUUCAUUACUCCUAUAAACUAUAUAAAAGCACUAGAUCACCCAAAAAAUGAAUAUUCUGACAUAAUUUCCUCAUCAUUUAACAUGUCGUCUUGGCUAUUAAUAGUUGUUUUGGUUUAUUUUAUACCUUUUCUACAAGCUUUCAUGCAAACCUUUAAAGUAUAUCUUUUUGUUUGUUUUAAAAUAUUUAUUUCUUAUUUCUUUUGUGUUCUGUACAGCAUGUUGCAUUACUGUUCAUAUUUUAUUAGGACAGAAAAUACUCAUGUCAUUGUCCUAAAUGAACUGCACUGUUAUUGUAUCACCACUGCCUAAGAUUUUAUUUAAUCACUUUUUCAUUUUUAAUAUAGCUUUGUAUUCGUAUUAUAUAUAAACAAACAAUACGUAAGUGCCACAGUGAUGAUACAAGCAUCAUAAAUAUCACUGGUGGACUAGAGACCUUAGUUGUGUUCAGAAAACUGUGUACUAUUUAUUCAUUAUCAUGCAAAACAGAAUGCAUUAUGCAACAAUUAGCAUUUAAAGCAAUAGUAUGCAACAAUGUCAUAUGACCUCACUAUGUUACAUUUAUAUUUGUCUUGGAAAUGAAAAUUUUUAUUUUGCAUUUGAAACUAAGUAACUGUAAAAGCAAAAAAACAAAAAAACACCUAACUUCACUCAGAUUACAUAAGGAGAUGUUUAAACAUGGGGUUAAUUCAUCAGACUGGAAAUUGAAAGUCAAGUCAAGCACAUUGCAUUAUGUGAUGCAAUAUUUUAAUCUUUAUAUUUUUAUUGUAAACUGCACUUUUUGACUAAUGUGUAGUAUGUACACUGUCUACAUUUUGAGUUCAGUAAGAUUUUUU